Molecule: messenger RNA, 782 nt
Organism: Opisthocomus hoazin
Lineage: Eukaryota; Metazoa; Chordata; Aves; Opisthocomiformes; Opisthocomidae
Source: RefSeq, a predicted model, not a curated record
AUGGAGAUCUUGGAAUGCCUCUGCUAUGCUGGGAAAGCUGAAACUAUCGAACUUCCAGCCGGGCAGCUGCACCGCCAUCGCUUACGGCUUCUUCCAGGCCAGCACCAUGGCUCGUGGCUGCAGUUCAGUGUUACAGCAAAACCACAGGGCUCAGACAUGCAGCCAGCGUGGCUACCCUUGGCUGGCGUGGUUGGUUCUGGAGGGGAGGUGUUCAAACGCUUCGUCGAGAUCGGCAGGGUUGCCUUCAUCGCCUUCGGGCCGCAUGCUGGCAAGCUGGUGGCCAUUGUGGAUGUCAUCGACCAGAACAGGGCACUAGUUGAUGGCCCCUGCAGUGGUGUCAGAAGGCAGGCUAUGCCCUUCAAGUGCAUGCAGCUGACUGACUUUGUUCUCAAGUUCCCACACAGUGCUCGUCAGAAGUGUGUGCGACUUGCCUGGGAGAAGGAAAAUAUAAAUGAAAAAUGGGCAGCGACAAGAUGGGCAAAGAAGAUUGAAGCCCGAAAAAAGAAAGCCAAGAUGACGGACUUCGAUCGCUACAAGGUUAUGAAAGCAAAGAAAAUGAGAAACAGGAUCAUCAAGCAUGAAAUGACGAAGCUCCAGAAGAUGGCUUCUAAAAAGGGCAAGAAACCAGAGAAGCCAGAAAAGUCAAAGCCAGAGAAGGCUCAGAAGUCAGAGAAGGUGCCAAAGGCACAGAAGGCACAGAAAUAAAAUGAACCUCUAGUUAUGUAUGACUUUGUGUCCUUGUUCUGAUUCUUUAACAAAUGGUUAAACAUCUGAUUUAAAUU